This is a messenger RNA of Cricetulus griseus (Chinese hamster), 1530 nucleotides long. The record is from RefSeq and is a predicted model, not a curated record. Lineage: Eukaryota; Metazoa; Chordata; Mammalia; Rodentia; Cricetidae.
AUGAGUGUCUCUGCUCUGAGCCCCAGCAGAUUUGUAGGUAGCAUCUCUGGCUUCCUGCAAGUGGUCUCUGUGCUUGGCUUGCUUCUGCUGCUGCUCAAAGUGGUCCAGUUCUACCUGCACAGACAAUGGCUGCUCAAGGCUUUCCAGCAGUUCCCAUCCCCGCCCUUUCACUGGUUCUUGGGACACAAGCAGUUCCAAGGUGACCAGGAGAUAGAGCAGAUGAUGAAGUGUGUGGAGAACUUUCCAAGCGCCUUUCCUCGCUGGUUCUGGGGGAGCAAAGCUUACUUUACUGUCUAUGACCCUGACUACAUGAAGGUAAUCCUGGGGCGAUCAGAUCCAAAGGCUAAUGGUGCCUAUAGAUUGCUGGCCCCUUGGAUUGGCUAUGGUUUGCUCUUGCUGAAUGGACAGCCAUGGUUCCAGCACCGGCGGAUGCUAACCCCAGCCUUCCACUAUGACAUUCUGAAGCCCUAUGUGAAAACCAUGGCUGACUCCGUCCGGUUGAUGCUGGACAAAUGGGAACAGCUGGCUGGUCAGGACUCCUCUAUAGAGAUAUUUCAACACAUCUCCUUGAUGACCCUAGACACUGUCAUGAAGUGUGCCUUCAGCCACAAGGGUAGUGUCCAGGUGGAUGGAAAUUACAAGACAUACAUCCAGGCCAUUGGGAACCUGAACAACCUAUUUUAUUCCCGUGUGAGGAACAUCUUUCAUCAGAAUGACACCAUCUACAGUCUGUCUUCCAAUGGCCGCAUGGCCAACCAAGCCUGUCAACUCGCCCAUGAUCACACAGAUGGAGUGAUCAAGCUGAGAAAGGAUCAACUGCAGGAUGAGGAAGAGCUGGAGAAGGUCAAGAAGAAGAGACGUUUGGACUUUCUGGAUAUCCUAUUGUUUGCCAGGAUGGAGAAUGGGGAUAGCUUGUCUGACAAGGACAUACGUGCUGAGGUGGACACAUUCAUGUUUGAGGGUCAUGACACCACAGCCAGUGGAGUCUCCUGGAUCUUCUAUGCUCUGGCCACACACCCUGAACACCAGCAGAGAUGCAGGGAGGAAGUUCAGAGCCUCCUGGGAGAUGGAUCCUCUAUAACCUGGGACCACCUGGACCAAAUGCCCUACACCACCAUGUGUAUCAAGGAGGCCCUGAGGCUCUACCCACCUGUCCCAGCCAUUGUCAGAGAACUCAUCACACCUGUCACCUUCCCUGAUGGGCGCUCCUUACCCAAAGGUGUCUCAGUCACACUCUCCAUUUAUGCACUCCACCACAACCCCAAGGUGUGGCCAAACCCAGAGGUGUUUGACCCUUCCAGGUUUGCAUCAGAUUCUCCCCGGCACAGCCACUCAUUCCUGCCCUUCUCAGGAGGAGCAAGGAACUGCAUUGGGAAACAGUUUGCUAUGAAUGAGCUGAAAGUGGUUGUGGCUCUGACCCUACUGCGUUUUGAGCUGCUGCCCGAUCCAACCAGAGUCCCCAUCCCCUUACCACGACUUGUGCUGAAAUCCAAGAAUGGGAUCCACCUUCAUCUCAAGAAGAUCCACUGA